GAAUUUCAUUCUUGUUGCCCAGGCUGGAGUGCAAUGGUGUGAUCUCGGUUCACUUCAGCCUCCGCCUCCCAGGUUCAAGCAAUUCUCCUGGCUCAGCCUCCCAAGUAGCUGGGAUUACAGGCACCUGCCACCACACCCAGCUAAUUUUUUUUUAUUUUUAGUAGAGAUGGGGUUUUACCAUGUUGGCCAGACUGGUUUCGAACUCCUGAUCUCAAGUGGAGGUCACCCAUCUCGGCCUCCCAAAGUGCUGGAAUUACAGGCUUGAGCUACCAUGCCUGGCAAGUAUAAUUUCUUAACAGUUAUGAUAAGUAAACGCUUUGGAGCUAUUUUAGUUUGGAUAGAAUUGAAAAAAAAGUCAUUAUGUGGACAAAUUUUAUUUAAAAACAUUAUUCUAGUGUAAUUCCUUAGGCACAAUGAAAAAAGAUGUCAGAUAAAUUAUGCCUUUGACUAUAACAGAAAAUCUGAAGCUUUAAAUCAUCUCACCUCCCACACUGAAAUUCACCAAAACAGCAUUCGAGAAGAACUUAGAUUUAAAAUUCUAGUGUGGGUGGUUAAGUGUUCAUAGCAUAUUCUUAUUGCCAUUGUAAGUAGGCAUUUGAAUGGAAUGACAAAAAAUGUUAAUUUAAAGGAAAUGAAACUUUAAAUGACACUUAGUCAUCAAAAAUGACUAGUCACCAAAAAUGACCAAUGCUUCCUUCAAAUUUUAAAUAAUUAUAACCAAAUAAAGGAAGCCAUCUAUAGUUUACUUAAAAUCCCACUUUCAACCCCAGAAGGCAGAGUUCAGGGAUACUUUAGCAGGUGAAGUAAAAGGGGAGGCGGCUCUGAAAAGGAGAGAUAACAGAGAAAAAGCAACAAAUUCAGCAUACUCUGCCUAAAUCACUGGUUGAUCUCUGAACUAUGCAUGUAUGAGGCAGAUUCAAUUCUUUCAGCGAAGGCUAAAGAACUACAUGAGAUUUUAGUUGUUCCCCAUGAAAGGAGAGACAAUGUAGGGAGUGUGAAUACAGCCAAAGGAACUACCCGCUAAAACAAAACGAAACAAAAAACCCUCUAAUGCUUGUUGGAGGAACAUAAUAGAAUCAGGAAUCUCUGCACUGUAUUUCUCAAAUGUCUAGAAUACAACCACAAGAUUACUAGACAUUUAAGAAAUAAGAAAACAUGAGUAAUAAUAAAAAUAAAUGGGAAAAAUUAAUGAGAAUUAACCUCAAGAUACACCAGAUACUUGAAUCAGCAGACAAAAUUUCAAAGUAGCUAUUAUAAUUGUGCUUAAAGACAUAAAUGAAAAUGUACCUGUAAUAAAUAAGCAAAUAGGAAAUCUCAUCAGAAACAGAAAUUGUAAGAAAAAAUAAAAUUUGAGAACUUAAAAAUAUAAUAUCUGAAACAAAUCACAAGAUGAUUUUAACACAAGGUUGGAGGUGACAGAAGAAGGAAUCAGGGAACAUGGGAGACAGAUCAAUAGAACUUAUCAACCUGAAGGUCAGAGAAAAAAUAAUGGAAAAAGAGGACAGAGGUUUGGUGAGCUGUGUAUAAUAUCAAAAGGUGUGACAUAUUUAAUUGGAAACCAAGAGAAACAGAGUAAAAGAAAAUUAUUUGGAGAAAUCGUCCCAAACUUUCCAAAUUUGGGGAAAGACAUAUAUUUACAGAUUUCUAAAGGUCAGAAAGUGCUGAGCAGGAAAAAUCUGAUGAAAAUCAUGUCUAGUCAUAUCACAAAUUAUGGAAAACCAAAAAUGAGAAAUUCUUUAAAGCAGACAGCAAAAAUGACAAAUGACACAUAGGGAAACAUAAAGGCAAGCAAACAUCUGAAUGGCCUCUGAUUGCUUAUCAGAAGCAAAUGGAGGCCAGAAGACAUUUAAAUAUAUCUUUUAAUUUAACAAACAUCUCUUAUAGAUGGCAGAUGGCUAAGAUUUGCCUCUUAAUCCAUUCUGGCAAUCUCUUCCUUUUAAAUAGAAUGUUUGGUCACUAACAUUUAAUGUAAUUAAUAACAGUUGAAUUAAGGCUUCUCAUUUUGCUAUUCAUUUUCUCUAUGCUUUAUAACUCUCAGCUAUAAACCCUUUUGGAGGUUAUAUGUAAGAAAUAUAGGGGAACAAGACAAAAAAAUGACUGCAAAAAUAUGAGUAAGGUCUGAUUAUUAGAGGGAAGUAUUAUAACCUGAUUUUGAUAAUUGCAUUGUGGUGGUUCAGAAAAAAUAUGCAUAAAACCAUAAAAUAUGGUAAAAUGUGGAUAAUUAUAGAAUCUGGGUGAGGGGUAUACAGAAGUUCUUUGUCCUUUUAAUAAAUUUUAUGGUAAGUCCAAAAUUAUAUUAAAAUAAAAAUUAUAACGCAAAAAAAUGAGGCCAGAAAUUAAAUGCUGUCUAAAUUCCAGGUGAGUCUGAAUGAUUAACUUGUAAGACAAAAAUUAAACGUAAUAUUUUUUCUUGCUUUUUUAUCCUAAUUAGGGAAAACACACCAUUGAUCAUGAAUUCAAAAGUUCUUCUCAGACGGUCCAGGUGUCCAUUCUUCCUGUUGACAAAUGUCUCCUGUAAUAUUUUCAGCUUCAGAUGGGUGAGAAAUGUAGUGAAAGGGAAACUUGAAAUUAGCCUAAAGCAGAACUCCUGAGGAAGAGGAUCACUUGGGAAUGAGAGUAUAUACCAUAAGCUAUCAUUCACUGCUCUUGGCCUUGGAAGAAAAGAUUCUGGUUUAAAUUCCUGGCUGAAGAGGCAACAUAAUAUAGCACAGUGGUUCCCAAACUUUCCUCCACGUUGGAAGUACCUGGGGACUUUAAAAAGUACUGAUGCCAGGGUUCCUCUUCCCCUGCCCGACUUUCUAAUUUACUUGCUAUGGGGUAUCACCUGGGAAUUUUUUUUAAGUUCCUGAGGUGAUUCUAAUGUUCAGCAAACUCAGAAAGCACUGGUGUAGAGGUGAAAGUGUGUUGAAUGGACUCUGGUUCAAAUUUGGACUCCAUAUUUUACCAGUUGGAUAAUCUUGGGCAAAAUACGUUAUUUCUCAGAUCCUUGGUUUCCUUAGCUGUAAAGCAGGAAUGGGAACAUCUUUAUUGCAGAGUCGUUGGCAGCACAAUGACAAUAUAUGCAGAACACUAAGCACAGUGCCUAGCACACAGUAGACACUCAAUACAUGGUGUUACUUAUUUUUGUUAUUUUAAUUUUCUAUUUUUCCAUUUAUAAAUAGAUAAAUAUUCCACAAACAAUUUCUUAAAGAGGAAUAAUUAGAAAUCAACUUAUGUGUGCUGCUGGGGUGUGUAUAAUGCAGCUACAAGCUGGGAUCCUCUUUGUUCUGAAGUUGAAGUCUCUUGCUAGAAGUGUCCAGGUACAGGAAGACAGUAGCAGUGAGGACCCAGGUCACCACAUAUUCUUGGUAUUAUUACCUCUCAAAUCUCAACAGAGAGUGACAGAUGUCAUAUUGUCCUUGCACUUUUUUUUACUUCAUUGAUUGAAUGUAUUAAAUUAGAUCAUCACAUUCAUAAAGAUGAAAUCAAUCAUAUUUGUUGAGAUAACUAAACUAUUGGCUUCGUACCCUGGAUCCAUUUCUCCUUUUCCUUCCUAAUUCUUACUUUAUUCAUGUUUCCAUCCCUUUCCCACUCAGCCAAGUGCCACAGGUAGAGCUGACACCUUCCCAAGAUCCAGGUGGUCUCUGAGGCCUACAGGCGAUCCCAUUCCUGUUUGCAGUGCUUAGCUCAGGGUACACAUGUGAGCCACUUCUGGCCAUGGGAUGUGAAGGCAUGCUUGCUGGGGGCUUUUGGGAAGUUCCUUUUCUCUUAAGAAAAAAUCAUAAGAAAAGGAGUUCUCUUUUUUCUCUCUAGAUGUUAUCCCUGGAAUCACUCUAGCCAUCUUAGCCGAUGUUCAAUCGGGCAUUGAGAAUUGAAGUGCAGAGUGAUGAGAAAAAUCUAGGUCCUUGAUACCAACAUUCAACUCCUGAGUCAAUAAAUUCUGAAGCCUCCUUUAUGUCUGGAUGACAAAUUUGUGAGCUGAUACACUUUUUUAUUGAUUAAAGUAGUAGAGGUUCAUUUCUAUUAUCUGCAGCUAAAAGCCUCCUGGUAUAAGUGCUUUGUAUUAUCCUUUCAAUUAUUCUACAUUUCACCAUCACUUUCAAAGCAGUAAUAUUAUACAUUUCUAAUUUGCAUAACUUACUACAGUUUUCAAUUUUUUUUACCCUAGUUAACACAAAGUCCUUGAAGUGAAUAUCAUCUUUAUCAUUAUUUUAUUUUAGUAAUAAGAAACUGAGGCUCAGAAAGUUUAGGUAACACAGUAGGAAAUGAUGAAACUGAAACAAGAAAUCAUGUCUAUUUGAUUGUUUUUUUCCUGUAAAGACAGUCAUUAAUGGUCUUCACCAAAUGUUUUCAUUUCUUCUGACACAUGCCAAGAUCGCACUUCCCCAUCCUUUUGAAGUUACUUGCAGCCAUGAUAAUUGUGCUGGCCCAAUGCAAUGUGAACAGGUAAAAGACAUAUUUUACUUCUGGGCCAAAGCUUCAAGAACCAGUGCAUAUUUUGUUGUCUUCUCUCUCUCUAAUGCAGAUAACAGAAGUCCCAUGAGCCUGGGUCCCACAAAGAGACAUGGAGUGUAGCAUCCAGCAACGUCGUUAUAAAUUUGUAGUGGGAAUUAACAAUACACAUUUGUUGUUAUAAACUAAGAUUUGGUUAUAAACCACUAAGCAUAACCUAGCCAUUGCUGACUGAUUAAUUCAUAAAGUGGCUAUAUCACUUUGUGUUUUUAAGUGGCAAUAAUUUAACUCAGUUCUCUAUUAGAUACCUCAAUUCUAAAUAGUUUUUUUUCUGAGAAAUGUACGUAAAUUUUAUUCAGAAAUAGUAGAGUUUUAAAAAUGUUAUUUCGAUAGUUUUUGUGGAACAGGUGGUUUUUGGUUACAUGGGGAAGUUCUUCAGUUGUGAGUUCUGAGAUUUUGGUGCACUCAUCACCCAAGCAGUGCACACUGUACCCAAUGCGUAGUCUCAUCCUUCACCCCUUGAGUCCCCAAAGUCCACUAUAUCAUUCUUAUGCCUUUGCAUCUUUGCAGCUUAGCUCCCACUUACAAGUGAGAACAUACAAUAUUUGGUUUUCCAUUCUUGAGUUACUUCACUUAGAAUAAUGGUCUCCAACUCCAUCUAGGUUGCUGCAAAUGGCAUUAUUUCAUUCCUUCUUAUGGCUUAGUAUUCCAUAGUGCAUAUAUAUCACAUUUUCUUUAUCCACUCAUUGGCUGAUGGGCACAAAUAAUAAAUUAAUUAGCUAAAAAUACAUUUACAUAGUCAUCAUCAAACCAGGUGUACAUUUAGGUUAAUAAAACUGUAGUUCCUGAUAGCUUUCUUUGAGACAAACAGACUUACAUCAAUUUUUCUCAACAAUUGAAUCCUAGACAUUCUCUGUGUAUUUAAAAAUGUUGCCUCAGUAUGGAGAAGUUGUUAGGAUGAAGUGCUAGUGCCUUAUCUGAAAAGUAUCUCCCUCCUCCCAGCAAGCCACUCUGUUGGGACUACAUCCAGCGCAGAGGUCCAGAGCAGAAGCAGCAUGCAGGUGAACGUAUGUUUAGGGUAUUAGACAGGGGGAAAUCGUCACCAGGUAUCCAAUAUAGACAGAAUCAGAGAACAUGACGUCACUUCUUUGAACCUCAUUUUUCUCAUCUGUAAAAUGGAAAUAAUGUGUCUAUUCAUAGUAGUUAUAAUAAUUAUUUGAAAUAAUGCAUAUAAGGUUUGUAGCAUAAUGCCUGGCAUUUAUUUAAUAGUUGAUAUAUUUUAAUUUCUUUUAUACAUUCUCAUUUUGUCAACUUGCUAUUGUAAAAGUGUUUACUAUUCAUUAUCCAAAGGAAAAAUAUCACAUAUACCCAGAAAAAGAUGUGAAUAUAUUGAUUGCUUUCUUUUCUCAGACAUGAUAAAAGUAUACAUUUUGAACUUAUGAAGGCUGAAAAUCUUUGCUCUGAAUUUUUCCUUUGCAACUUUCUUAAGACUGUAACUGGUAUAUUUGGCAAUAACACUUCUGUUAUCAUUUAGGUUGCUUCAUGAUGCAAGUAAAAGAAAACUGGACUUAAGUAAGAAAAGGAUUUUUUUUUUUUUUUUUUUUUUUUUGGUUAACAGGUCUCAAGUGUGGCUGGCUGGCUUCGAGCAAGUCUUGAUCCCAGGGGUUCCUUGUGUCAUUGUAACCACCCAACGGGUUCAUCUUGCCCGCUGCCCAGACAGUGGAUUCAUCAAGACAAAGGAAUUGCAAUAAAGAGUUUAAUUCACACAGAGCUGGCUAAACAGGAGACCAGAGUUUUAUUAUUACUUAAAGCAGUCUCCUGAAAAUUCAGAGACUGGGAUUUUUAAAGGAUAAUUUGGGGGAGUAGGAGACCAGGGAGCGGGGAGAAUUGAUGGCUCUGGUGUGACAUGAAAUCACAGGGAGCUGAAACUGUCCUCUUGCACUGAGUCAGUUCUUGGGUGGGGGCUACAGGACUAGAUGAGCCAGUUUAUCCAUCUGAGUGAUGCCAGCUGAUCCAUGAGUGCGGGGUCUGAAAAACAUCUUAAGCACCAAUCUUGGGUUUUACAAUAGUGAUGUUAUCCUUAGGAACAAUUGGGGAGGUUUAGAAUCUUGUGGCCUCUAGCUGCAUGAUUCCUAAACUGUAAUUUCUAAUCUUGUGGCUAAUUUGUUAGCCCUAAAAAGGCAGUCUGGUCCCCAGGCCAGAAAGGGGUUUGUUUUCAGAAUGAGCUGUUAUCAUCUUUGUUUCAAAGUUACACUAUAAACUAAGUUCCUCCCAGAGUUAGUUCUGCCUAUGCCCAGGAAUGAACAAGGACAGCUUGGAGCUUAGAAGCAAGAUGGAGUUGGUUAGGUCAGAUCUCUUUCACUGUCAUAAUUUUCUCAGUUGUAAUUUUUGCAAAGGUGGUUUCAUCACUAGGACUCUCUGUCUUCACUAAAAGUCUGUGUUGUCCAUGUCAAGCAUUAUUCAUUCAAAAAUAAAGAGAGGAAGAAAAAAAAAGACUUCCCUUUUCCCUUAGAAUCAGAAAAUUAGUCUUGAAUGAGAUCUAUGGACUCUCUCAGUUGGAAAUGAGGUCAAACUGACUUCCUUAAGGUCCUGUCUUAGUAACUCAAAAUACUCAACUUAAAAUAGAACUGAAACAUAAACUUAGAUUUUACUUCACUGCUCAGGGGAGGAACAUAAGUGUUAACUAAACCCCCAAGGUAAGAAAGGUAGCAAGAUAAAUCACCCAAAGAUCACAGAAUGCCCAAUUCAUAUACAGAAUUGUGCUAUUGUUAUUGUCAAGAAAUUUAUCACCUUGUCAUACAAGACCAACACUGUUGAAAUAGCUAUUAAAACACUGUAGGAAGUACUAAAUUUUCAAAUAAAUUUUAAAUUUCAAGUGAACUCUUUGAAGGCAGAACCCAAUUUUAUCUUUUAUAUAACAGGUACCCAAUAAAUGUUGGUUAAUGGAAUACAAAUAACAUUUGCAGCUGGUCACUUGUGAGGAAAUUGUUUUCCACAUUUUUCUCUAAAAUUUUUAAUUAACUAUUACUAUUAAACUGAGUCUACAUGAUAGAUGGAAAAGCUUGACUCUGGAGUUUUAGGUUGAGUUCCACUUUUACUAGCUGUGUGAUCUUGGAACAGUUUAUUAGUCUUCUAAAUUACUGUUCCUUACUGUGGAUAAGAGAAUUCAUGUGGGUUACAAUCAGAAUUAAACCAGAUAAUGUCUACAAAAAGUUUUCUAUGAACUAUUUAAAAAGGUAAGGAAUUAUCAGUCGAAUGUAUUCUGAUUUAAACUGAAUUGUGUUCGAAUUGGCCUUGAGUGACGAUUUGGUCUAGAAAGCCUAUCUUCAGAACAUCACACACACACAAAAAUCCAAUUACUUACAAUGAUUUUUCUGAGAUGGAAUCUCGCUCUGUCGCCCAGGCUGCAGUGCAGUGGCACAAUCUUGGCUCACUGCAGCCUCCGCCACUGGGUUCAAGCUAUUCUCCCGCCUCAGCCUCCAAGUAGCUGGCAUUACAGGCUCGCACCACCAUGCCUGGCUAAUUUCAAAUUUUUAGUAGAGACGGGGUUUCACCAUGUUGGCCAGGCUGGUCUCAAAAUCCUAGCCUCAAGCAAUCCACCGACUCGGCCUCCCAAAGUAUUGGGAUUACAGGCAUGAGCCACCCCGCCUGGCCAAUGAUCUUCCUAAACAGAAAUCUGAUCACAUAACUUCCCAUUACAGAGUCUAACCCUAACCCUGUGCCUACAACAUAGUCAAAACUCUUUAGCAAGGCAGAUGACCUCAAGCAGGAUUUCACUGCCUCUUUGUCACAGCACUUAACAAGCUGUGAUGUAUUUAUUUUUAUUCGUCUACACAGGUCUUCCCUACUAGAUUCUGAGUUUCAGAAGAAAGGCCUCUAACUCGAGGUUCAUGAAUGGACCUGCACAAGGGGGCGGACGGGCUGUUAACCACCACAUCCUGAAGUCCUGCCUUUUUUUCCCCCAAAAAGCCCGUAUGCUGUGCCGUUAACGUUCAUAAAAAAGUCCUUGUCGAACGUUUUAAACAGCCAAGGUGUUUCAGCUUUAAUAAAAGCUGAAAGUUUGGCAAUACCAAACAGGUCACCAAGCCACAGUCCGCUUCUUGGCCUCCUCUUUGGUAUCAGAGUUCGGCUGGCGGGUUCCUGUGGCCUCUUAAACAAGGACCUCAUUUUGGGAGCCAUUCGAGAGAUUUUUUCUCAUCAUCUAAAGUAGCAUUCUCGCCUUGCACAGCUGAAAGUCAUUUCUCGAAAUCGGAGCGCCAGAAGCGACAGGAGCCACUCCAGGCCCCGGGGAAGCGAGCAAAGGGGCAGCGGGCCGCGUUUGCCAACGUAGGCCUCUCGGGUCCCGCGCCGUUCUGGGCCUUCUCCGUGUUUCCGGCGCCGCCCUCGGGGUCCCUUACAGAGGGCGGGAGGCGGGUGGAGAGACGGGGCAGGAAGCAGGCGGGAUCGGCCCGGGAAGAACCCGUUCUGGGACCCUCUAGAAAUCCCAGACACCCCUCCCGGGCUGACAGCGCCUGCCUUAGAGCCCGACGCGCUCAUCGAAUUUAGAUUGACUCCUUCGGCUCUCCGUUUUCCUUCUCUAAGGGAAGGGUGGGACUUCCUAUUUUAUCUCUGAGCGGCUUCCGGCAAGAGCUGAUGUGUUAAAAACAAGACAGCACAUGGGCCUGCCGGCCACUCGGAUAAAAAACAAGGAACUCGACCUGGAUUGUACUAAACCAGUUCCAAGAUUCUGUUUUUCGGUUGUGGCGUCCGGCGCUGCAUCCACUACGGAGUCGCCUUGGAAGCCACCGGAAGUCCUUCAACGGAGAAAUAGGAUGUCCCGCCUCUUCCUCCCAAAGGGAAGACGGUGAGCCGGAGGAGUCAGUCAGAGGGGCGAGCAGGAGCGAUUCCGUCGCCAAACAGGUUAUGAGUGCCAGUGAGCCGCCUUAGAUAGAAGCAUCGUCAGCACUUUAUUAAUGAUGGAUAGUGAGAAUAAACGCGAAAAUGACGAGGAUGAAAAGAUAAACAAAGAAGCACAAGACUUGACAAAGCUUUCAUCCCAUAAUGAAGAUGGUGGGCCUGUAUCUGAUGUGAUAGCAAGUUUCCCUGAGAAUUCUAUGGGCAAAAGAGGUUUUUCAGAAUCAUCGAACUCUGAUAGUGUUGUUAUAGGAGAAGACAGAAAUAAACAUGCUUCCAAACGCAGGAAAUUAGAUGAGGCAGAGCCCCGUAAAUCUGGAAAGCAAGGUAUUUGUAGAUUAGAAACUUGUGAGAGCUCAGUCACAGAAGAGGGUAUUGCAUUAGAUGAAACAGGGAAGGAGACCUUUCUGAGUGACUGCACAGUUGGAGGCACAUGUCUCCCAAAUGCCCUCUCCCCUUCUCGCAAUUUUAGCACUAUUGAUGUUGUUUCUCUGAAAACAGACACUGAAAAAACAUCUGCUCAGGAAAUGGUUUCCCUUGAUCUGGAAAGAGAAUCUCCUUUCCCCCUGAAAGAAAUUAGUGUUAGUUGUACCAUUGGGAAUGUAGAUACAGUUCUCAAAUGCAGCAUCUGUGGGCAUUUGUUUUCUUCUUGCUCUGACUUGGAAAAACAUGCUGAGUCUCACAUGCAGCAGCCUAAGGAACAUACCUGUUGUCACUGCAGCCACAAAGCAGAGAGCAGCUCAGCACUACAUAUGCAUAUCAAACAAGCACAUGGGCCACAGAAGGUCUUUUCUUGUGAUCUUUGUGGUUUUCAGUGUUCAGAAGAAAACCUGUUGAACGCACAUUAUCUUGGCAAAACACAUCUCCGUCGUCAGAAUCUGGCUGCUCGUGGAGGAUUUGUACAGAUCUUAACAAAACAACCUUUUCCUAAAAAAUCACGUACAAUGGCAACAAAAAAUGUUCACUCAAAACCAAGAACUUCUAAACCAAUAGCAAAGAAUAGUGAUUCAAAAGGAUUACGAAAUGUGGGAAGCACGUUUAAAGAUUUCAGAGGAAGUAUUUCUAAACAAAGUGGUAGUAGCAGUGAGCUUCUUGUUGAAAUGAUGCCUUCCAGAAAUACUUCGUCACAGGAAGUAGAGAUUGUUGAAGAACAUGUUACUUCCCUUGGUCUAGCUCAGAAUCCUGAAAACCAGAGUAAAAAGCUAAACACCUUAGUAACCUCAGAGGGUCUCUUAGAGAAAUUGGAAUCUACAAAAAAUACCCUUCAGGCAGCACACGGUAACAGUGUAACCUCGAGGCCAAGACCCGAGCGAAAUAUUCUCGUGCUGGGUAAUAGCUUUCGUCGACGAAGCAGCACUUUCACCUUGAAGGGCCAGGCAAAGAAAAGGUUUACUCUUUUAGGAAUUAAAAGAGGUACAAGUGAAACUCAGAGGAUGUAUAUGAAACACUUGAGAACACAGAUGAAAACACACGAUGCAGAGUCAGUGCUGAAACACCUGGAAGCGUGCAGCAGUGUACAGAGAGUGUGUGUGACUACCUCAGAAACCCAGGAGGCAGAGCAGGGCCGGAGGAGUGCCCGUCCUCCGGACUCCGGGCUGCACUCCCUGACAGUGAAGCCAGCUUCUGACUCUCAGACGUUGUGUGCUUGUACAGACUGUGGGCAAGUAGCUACAAAUAGGACAGAUUUGGAAAUCCAUGUGAAAAGGUGCCAUGCCGGAGAGAUGACAUUUUACUGCCGUACUUGUGACUUCUCUAGUAUGUCAAGAAGGGACUUAGAUGAACAUUUGCACAGUAACCAGCAUCAGCAGACUGCUUCUGUCCUGAGUUGUCAGUGUUGUUCAUUUAUAUCCUUGGAUGAAAUAAAUCUUAGAGACCACAUGAAGGAAAAGCACAAUAUGCAUUUUCUUUGCACCCCUUGUAAUCUGUUCUUUUUGUCUGAAAAAGAUGUGGAAGAACACAAGGCCACCGAGAAGCAUAUUAAUUCAUUGGUUCAACCAAAGACUUUGCAAUCAUCUAACAGUGAUUUGGUUUUACAGACUUUACCUUUGAGUACUUUAGAAUCAGAAAACGCAAAAGAGUCUAUGGAUGACUCAGGAAAAGCAUCUCAGGAAGAACCUGUGAAGUCCAGGGUAAGCCAUGGUAAUGAAGUGAGGCAUUCCAGUAAGCCUCAGUUUCAGUGUAAGAAGUGUUUUUAUAAAACAAGAUCUUCUACUGUUCUCACGAGACAUAUAAAGCUUCGGCAUGGUCAAGACUAUCAUUUUCUUUGUAAAGCUUGUAAUCUUUAUUCAUUGAGCAAAGAAGGAAUGGAGAAACACAUUAAAAGAAGCAAGCAUCUUGAAAAUGCUAAGAAAAAUAAUAUUGGCUUAAGCUUUGAAGAAUGUAUUGAAAGGGUAUGUAUAGGUACAAAUGAUAAAAAAGAAGAGUUUGAUGUUUCCGGAAAUGGAAGGAUUGAAGGCCAUAUAGGUGUGCAAUUACCAGAGCAUUCCUAUCUUGAGAAGGGCAUGCUGGCGUCUGAGGAACUGUCACAGUCUGGUGGUAGCACCAAAGAUGAUGAAUUAGCUUCAACCACUACUCCAAAGAGAGGGAGACCUAAAGGUAACAUCUCACGGACGUGUUCACACUGUGGCCUUUUGGCCUCUAGUAUUACAAACUUGACUGUUCACAUUAGACGAAAACACAGUCACCAGUAUAGUUAUUUAUGCAAAGUGUGUAAGUAUUACACUGUAACUAAGGGAGAUAUGGAACGUCAUUGUGCCACCAAGAAACAUAAAGGACGGGUAGAAAUAGAAGCAAGUGGAAAACACAGUUCAGAUAUCAUUGUUGGCCCUGAAGGGGGUAGCCUUGAAGCUGGUAAAAAGAAUGCUGGCUCAGCAGUGACCAUGUCAGAUGAACAUGCUAACAAACCAGCUGAGUCACCCACCUCCGUUUUAGAAAAGCCAGAUCGUGGAAACUCAGUUGAAGCUGAAGUUGAAAAUGUAUUUCAUUCUCUAGAUGGAGAAGUUAACAGCCAUCUUCUUGAUAAAAAGGAGCAAAUAUCUUCAGAGCCAGAGGACUUUGCCCAGCCGGGGGAUGUGUACUCCCAGAGAGAUGUUACAGGCACAGGUGAGAAUAAGUGUUUGCACUGUGAGUUUAGUGCUCACUCCUCUGCUUCUCUAGAGCUGCAUGUAAAACGGAAACAUACAAAAGAGUUUGAGUUUUAUUGCAUGGCAUGCGAUUACUACGCGGUGACUCGUCGCGAGAUGACCAGGCAUGCAGCAACAGAGAAGCACAAAAUGAAAAGGCAGUCUUAUCUCAACUCUGCUAAUGUAGAAGCUGGUUCUGCAGACAUGUCCAAAAACAUCAUUAUGCCUGAAGAAGAGCAUCAACAAAAUUCUGAGGAAUUUCAAAUAAUUUCAGGUCAACCAUCUGAUACUCUUAAAUCUAGAAAUGCUGCAGAUUGCUCUAUUUUAAAUGAGAAUACUAAUUUAGAUAUGUCUAAAGUGCUCUGCGCUGCUGACUCUGUAGAAGUUGAGACUGAAGAAGAAUCUAAUUUCAAUGAAGACCAUUCCUUUUGUGAGACUUUCCAACAGGCUCCUGUCAAGGAUAAAGUUAGGAAACCCGAGGAGAUGAUGUCACUUACUAUGUCCUCAAACUAUGGCUCCCCAAGCAGAUUUCAAAAUGAAAAUUCAGGAAGCUCUGCCUUAAAUUGUGAGACAGCAAAGAAAAACCAUGAGAUAUCGAAUGAUGCAGGUGAGCUGCGUGUCCAUUGUGAGGGUGAAGGAGGAAACACAGGAGACGGUGGAGGUGUUGUCCCCCACAGACACCUGUGCCCUGCGAUGCUUGAUGGGGAGCGCUCGGCUGAAAGCCCUGCGCUCGUUGUGACAAGAAUAACCAGAGAACAGGGAAAUCUGGAGAGCGGGGGUCAGAACAGAGUUGCACGUGGGCAUGGUUUGGAAGACUUGAAAGGUGUCCAAGAAGAUCCCGUUCUGGAGAAUAAGGAAAUUCUGAUGAAUUCACAACAUGAAACAGAAUUUAUUUUGGAGGAGGAUGGCCCAGCUUCUGAUAGCACAGUUGAAAGUAGUGAUGUCUAUGAAACUAUAAUUAGUAUUGAUGAUAAAGGGCAGGCCAUGUACAGUUUUGGUCGAUUUGACUCCUCCAUAAUAAGAAUAAAGAACCCUGAAGAUGGUGAGUUGAUAGACCAGUCUGAAGAGGGCUUGAUAGCAACGGGAGUGAGAAUUAGUGAGCUGCCCUUGAAAGACUGUGCUCAAGGUGUGAAAAAGAAGAAAUCUGAGGGCAGUUCCAUUGGUGAGUCUACACGAAUUCGCUGUGAUGAUUGUGGCUUCUUAGCAGAUGGACUGAGUGGACUGAAUGUUCACAUAGCCAUGAAGCAUCCUACAAAAGAGAAGCACUUCCAUUGUUUACUCUGUGGAAAGUCGUUCUAUACCGAAAGCAACCUUCACCAGCAUCUGGCUAGUGCCGGCCACAUGAGAAAUGAGCAGGCCAGUGUGGAGGAGCUUCCGGAGGGAGGGGCCACCUUUAAAUGUGUCAAGUGCACAGAGCCCUUUGAUUCUGAACAGAAUUUAUUUCUACAUAUUAAAGGACAGCAUGAGGAAUUGCUGCGGGAGGUGAAUAAGUAUAUAGUGGAAGACACUGAGCAAAUCAACCGCGAGAGGGAGGAAAACCAGGGAAACGUCUGCAAGUAUUGUGGGAAGAUGUGUCGAAGCAGCAACUCGAUGGCCUUCCUGGCACAUAUUCGCACUCAUACAGGAUCAAAACCAUUCAAGUGCAAGAUAUGCCAUUUUGCAACAGCUCAGCUUGGAGAUGCCAGAAACCAUGUGAAAAGGCACCUUGGGAUGAGGGAAUACAAGUGUCAUGUCUGUGGGGUCGCUUUUGUAAUGAAGAAGCACUUAAAUACUCAUCUACUAGGCAAGCAUGGAGUUGGCACCCCAAAAGAAAGGAAAUUUACAUGCCACUUAUGUGAUAGAAGUUUCACAGAGAAGUGGGCCCUGAACAACCACAUGAAACUCCACACGGGAGAAAAGCCGUUUAAAUGUACCUGGCCCACGUGCCAUUACUCAUUCCUCACAGCCUCCGCAAUGAAAGACCACUACAGGACGCACACAGGCGAGAAGUCGUUUCUGUGUGACCUCUGCGGCUUUGCCGGCGGGACCCGCCACGCCCUCACCAAGCAUCGCAGACAGCACACAGGAGAAAAACCUUUCAAGUGCGAUGAGUGUAACUUUGCCUCCACAACUCAGUCCCAUUUGACUCGGCAUAAACGUGUCCACACUGGAGAAAAGCCCUACAGAUGCCCCUGGUGUGACUACAGGUCAAACUGUGCUGAAAAUAUCCGCAAACACAUUCUGCAUACUGGCAAACACGAAGGAGUCAAGAUGUACAACUGUCCCAAGUGUGACUACGGGACCAACGUCCCGGUGGAGUUCCGGAACCAUUUGAAGGAACAGCAUCCUGACAUCGAAAACCCGGACCUCGCUUACCUGCAUGCUGGCAUUGUUUCCAAGUCCUACGAGUGCCGUCUAAAGGGACAAGGAGCCACCUUUGUGGAGACGGACAGCCCCUUCACCGCGGCGGCCUUGGCAGAAGAGCCCCUCGUCAAGGAGAAGCCCCUCAGAAGCAGCAGGAGGCCAGCGCCGCCCCCUGAGCAGGUGCAGCAGGUCAUCAUCUUCCAGGGCUACGACGGGGAGUUUGCCCUGGACCCCUCGGUGGAGGAGACGGCCGCCGCCACACUGCAGACACUGGCCAUGGCCGGCCAGGUGGCCCGGGUGGUGCACAUCACGGAGGAUGGCCAGGUCAUCGCAACGAGUCAGAGCGGGGCACAUGUAGGCAGCGUGGUGCCCGGACCCAUCCUCCCCGAGCAGCUGGCUGAUGGAGCCACCCAGGUGGUCGUAGUGGGGGGCUCCAUGGAAGGCCACGGCAUGGAUGAGUCCCUCAGUCCAGGUGGCGCUGUGAUACAACAGGUGACCAAGCAGGAGAUUUUAAACCUCUCGGAGGCUGGAGUCGCUCCCCCCGAGGCAUCCUCAGCCCUGGAUGCAUUGCUCUGUGCGGUCACUGAAUUAGGGGAGGUGGAGGGCAGGGCUGGGCUCGAGGAGCAAGGCAGGCCCGGCGCCAAAGACGUGCUGAUCCAGCUGCCCGGGCAGGAGGUCUCCCAUGUGGCUGCCGACCCCGAGGCCCCCGAGAUCCAGAUGUUCCCACAGGCCCAGGAAAGCCCGGCUGCCGUGGAGGUGCUCACCCAGGUGGUCCAUCCCUCAGCAGCCAUGGCCUCUCAGGAGCGGGCACAGGUGGCCUUCAAGAAGAUGGUCCAGGGCGUCCUCCAGUUUGCUGUGUGUGACACGGCCGCGGCCGGCCAGUUGGUCAAGGACGGUGUCACCCAGGUGGUGGUGAGCGAAGAGGGUGCCGUCCACAUGGUCGCCGGAGAGGGUGCCCAGAUCAUCAUGCAGGAGGCGCAGGGCGAGCACAUGGAUCUGGUGGAGUCCGACGGGGAGAUCUCGCAGAUCAUCGUGACGGAGGAGCUGGUCCAGGCCAUGGUGCAGGAGUCCAGUGGUGGCUUCUCCGAGGGCACCACGCACUACAUCCUGACAGAGCUGCCCCCGGGGGUGCAGGAUGAGCCAGGCCUGUACUCCCACACCGUGCUGGAGACUGCGGACUCGCAGGAACUCCUGCAGGCCGGGGCCACGCUAGGCACAGAGGCCGGGGCCCCAAGCAGGGCAGAGCAGCUGGCCAGCGUGGUCAUCUACACCCAGGAGGGCUCCCCGGCCGCGGCGGCAAUUCAGAGCCAAAGAGAAAGCAGCGAACUCCAGGAAGCAUGAGACGCACGGCACCUUUACUCAGCACAGGGCAGGUGUGGGAAGGUCCAGCUUCGGUGGGGGACUGUGUUCCCUGAGCUUCAUCUGAAACCUUCAAAACCAUGAGGACAAGGCUCCCGUGAGCUCUGAGCAUGCCCUCCCAGCGAGAGUCACACUGGCCACCAGCCAGGCGCCCACAGAGGGUACCGUGGGCUGGGCCUCGGGGAGCAGGCUGCCAAGUGCGUGGGCUGGGCCUCGGGGAGCAGGCUGCCAAGUGCGUGGGAGGGCCGGGCACAGGCCGCACAGGGAGCUCCGUCCACUGGGGGCCCUUCGAUCGAUGGCCUCCCGCUUGGUCCUGGCCGCUGUGCUGAAGAGAAGCCAAGUGUUGUUGGUGGUUUUCUCUCCCGAGUGUUUUCCCAUUUCAGUUAUCAGAAAGUCAUGGCCGUGGGGAAAGUGGUGAAGAUACCCCUCGUGGCUUGGGGUGCACCUGCUUGUGCAGUCAGCAUGUAGCUGCCUUUCCAUUUCAUUCUCUACUGGGCUAAGAAUUGCAGCUACGAGUGUUACCAUCUUGAAGCAGUCCACUUCCAUUCAAUUUUUUUUUUAAUUUUAGAAUAACAGUGUCCCCAUACCAAAGGAAGCCUGCUAGCUCAUUUCAUGUAUAAAUUUCCCAUCUUCAAACAGUGUAGGUGUAUUUGUUGCUCUGGUCACAUUCUGCAUAAAAGAAAUCCUCUUAAGCCUAUGGUUAAGAAAAGCCUUGAAGUUUAUAUUCAGUUAAAAUAUAUGUCGGUGGAGAUAGCCAGUGCUUCUAAUUUUGACUUAGUUUCAUACAAUAAAGCCUAAAUGUGAAACGCACACGCUGGAAGAUAUUGUUCCUAUCAAUAUUUUGCUUUUUAUAACAAGGGUUUGUUCAUAUUGAUGCCAUUUUUGCAGGAUUUCUUCGUGAUUUCUGUCCAUAUGAAAAUGCUGACAUUAAACAUUAACACAUGGAGACCGUGCCCUGUGGCCCUGCCAUGGCUGCCAGCAUGGUCUGUGUUUCCUUGUGGAUUCACCUGUGGCCCUGCCGUGGCCACCAGCAUGGUCUGUGUCCUCGUGGAUUCACUGCAACUGUCAGAUGCGAGUUUCUGUCAUAAUCAUUUGUUUCCUGAUACAAUUGUUCUUAUUCUUUUCCAAAACUGUAAAAUAUUCUCCUCUCUCAAAUGCAAAGGUUGUUUUUGUUCUGUUUCUGUUUUCUUUGAAAUAAAAUUAUAGCAUUAAAAGAU
This is a messenger RNA of Gorilla gorilla gorilla (western lowland gorilla), 17365 nucleotides long. It is a transcript of the gene ZNF407, whose product is annotated as zinc finger protein 407. The coding region runs from base 9384 to 16130 and encodes 2248 amino acids. Gene Ontology annotation, molecular function: nucleic acid binding; zinc ion binding. Lineage: Eukaryota; Metazoa; Chordata; Mammalia; Primates; Hominidae. The transcript has 9 exons. The record is from RefSeq and is a predicted model, not a curated record. Gene Ontology annotation, cellular component: nucleus. Gene Ontology annotation, biological process: positive regulation of transcription by RNA polymerase II.